Messenger RNA from Polypterus senegalus (gray bichir), 720 nucleotides. Its product is annotated as C-type lectin domain family 2 member B-like. NCBI's taxonomy places the organism in Eukaryota, Metazoa, Chordata, Cladistia, Polypteriformes, Polypteridae. The coding region runs from base 54 to 620 and encodes 188 amino acids. The transcript is spliced from 5 exons. The record is from RefSeq and is a predicted model, not a curated record.
GAAGAGCUUCCACUUAGAAGACAUCAUCUACGCUGCAGUGCUACGAACUGCAAAUGGCUGACGCUGUUACAUAUGCAGAAAUCAAUUUUAUAAAAGACAGCAAGAGGAGGAGGAGGCCGCCAGCUGGAAGUUCUGGGUCAGAAAAUAAAGAAAGAUGGUGGAAAACUACAGUUUUAAUUGCUUUGUGCUUAUGCGUGGCUACAGUGACUGUUGUUAUAGCCGUGAAGCUUCUGGGAAAUCCAAGCAAGUGUUGCCCCGAGUCGUGGGUGCAGUACAGCGGGAGCUGUUAUUACUUUUCAGUGAAUAAAACAACGUGGAAUGCAAGUGAGGUCGACUGCAUUUCUCAGGGGGCUCACCUCGUGGUGGUUAAGGAUGAAGAAGAGCUGAGGUUUCUUUAUCUCCAGUGUAGAAUAUUUGUGUCUUUCUGGCUUGGACUAAAGAGGAAUCCACUGCAGGACUGGGUGUGGAUUGAUGAGCGGCCCUACACUCUUACCAGGAUGAACUCAAGAGAUUUGACUAAGAAUGGUGACUGUGCCUUUCUAGAAAACACCUCUGUACGUAGUUACGACUGCAGCAAAGAAAAGCACUGGAUCUGUAAGAAGGAAACUGAACUUCUGUAGCCACACAUGAAUUAACAAGACAAUUGAAUUUCUUUUGUUGUGAGCAAACUGGUAUUGGACAAGCUUUGUGUUGGAAACAUUUCAAAGAAUAUCCCACUAA